AUGGCGGGCGUGGCCGAUUCCGAGGCCGCCCGCAACGUCGAGCGGCGCGAGCAACACCACGAAGCCGACAUCGUCGUGGUCGGCGCGGGAAUCUUUGGGUGUGCGGCGGCCUUCGCCCUUGCUAACCAGGGCCGCAGUGUCAUCCUGCUCGAGCGCUGGAUGCACGAGCCGGACCGCAUCGUCGGCGAGCUGCUACAACCCGGCGGCGUCGACGCGCUGCGGAAACUGGGGCUAGAACACUGCCUCGAGGACAUCGAUGCCGUACCGUGCCAAGGGUACCAUGUUAUCUUGAGGGGGCAGGAGACAUCGUUCUUAUACCCGCCGCUCACGGGGGAUGGGGAGGUGAUUGUGGGGGCCGGGCAGAGGAAGGAGGUGAAUGAAUAUGCGAAUGGGGAUGUUAAGGAGCCCGUCAGGCCCGAGGGCAAAUGUUUUCACCACGGGAGGUUCAUCAUGCAGCUGCGCAAGGCGUGCAUAGCGCACCCGAAUAUCAGCGUCUUCGAGACCGAGGUCACGGCGACCAUCAAGGGCGAACACAGCGAUGCCGUGCUUGGGGUACGUACCCGGACGAAGGACCCAGCAACGGGCAACAAGACUCCCGACUGCUUUUUUGGGCAGCUCACCAUCAUCGCGGACGGCUAUAACUCCAUCUUCCGCGAGGAACUCCUCGGCACGACCCCUCGCGUCCGCAGCAAAUUCUACGCCCUCGAACUCAUCGACUGCCCCUUCCCACCCGCCUACCACGGUCACGUCGUGAUCGGCGAGCAAUCCCUCGCCCUCCUCUACCAAAUCGGCACACACGAAACCCGCGCCCUCAUCGACAUCCCCACAAACCACCCCGCCGCUACCCCCAAAGCCGGCGGAGCACGCGGCUUCAUCGAGAACAUCGUCCUCCCCUCGCUCCCUCCCCACGUGCAACCCAGCGUGCGCGCCGCCCUCGCCGACGGCAAGAUCCCCAAAAGCAUGCCCAACUCGUGGCUGCCCUCCACCAAACAAACGCACCACGACGGCGUGAUCAUCCUCGGCGACGCCCACAACAUGCGGCACCCCCUCACCGGCGGCGGCAUGACGGUCGCCUUCAACGACGCGGUCCUGCUCUCCAGCUUACUCUCCCCGACCCAGAUCCCCACGCUCACGCACCACGCCGCCGUGCACCGCGCCAUGGCGACCUUCUACUGGCGGCGCAAGAGCCUGACGGGCAUCAUCAACGUGCUGGCGCAGGCGCUGUACAGCCUGUUCGCGGCCGACGACUGGCAGCUGCGCGCCCUGCAGCGCGGCUGCUUCCGGUACUUCCAGGACGGCGUCACCGACGAGCCGGUGGCCAUGCUGGGCGGGGUGCUGCGCCGGCCGCUGACGCUCGCCCGGCAUUUCUUCACCGUCGCCUUCUUGUCCAUCCGCCUGCAUACCGUGGCGUUGUGUGGGGGGUCGGUGCUGGGGUGGCUGAAGUUGCCGCUGGCGAUGGUGCACGCGGUGAUGAUUCUGUGGACGGCGUGCGUGGUGUUUUUGCCGGUUCUAUGGGCUGAGUCGUUGUGA
Molecule: messenger RNA, 1530 nt
Organism: Chaetomium globosum CBS 148.51
Lineage: Eukaryota; Fungi; Ascomycota; Sordariomycetes; Sordariales; Chaetomiaceae
Exons: 1
Coding region: 1-1530 (509 amino acids)
Biological process (GO): ergosterol biosynthetic process
Cellular component (GO): membrane; endoplasmic reticulum
Molecular function (GO): flavin adenine dinucleotide binding; squalene monooxygenase activity
Source: RefSeq, a predicted model, not a curated record